Molecule: messenger RNA, 1904 nt
Organism: Lactuca saligna
Lineage: Eukaryota; Viridiplantae; Streptophyta; Magnoliopsida; Asterales; Asteraceae
Source: the annotation of a GenBank genome assembly
GUUAAAUAAAUACAAAAAGAAUUUCACCUAAAAUAUCAACACUAAAACACAAGAGAGGAGAGAUCUCUCCCCCUCGUGUUCCAUGUACACACCAACCCUAAUUUUCUCCCUUAAUUUCCCCUCUUUUUGAUCUUAUUCCUUCAAAUCUAUGCUGGAUUCCUCUCAAUCUAUCUUAAAUUCAUUCAUUUAGGUAGAAAUAUUUGCGAUUCCAUCUUUUCUGUAUCUUCUUCUCUGAAAUUUCAGGAACCGCUAUAUAUAUAGAAAACAUAUAUGUACAGAGACCGCGGUGGCUCGUCGUCGAGGUUGGAGAUGGUGGGAGGAGGUGGAGCGGGGCCGUUAGAUCGGAAAAGAAUCAAUGAUGCCUUGGAUAAGCACUUAGAAAAGACAUCAUCGCCUUCGACUUCUAGGGUUUUGAAUAUCAGCAACAAGGAGAAAGAGAAAUUCUCCAUGCCUUCAACUUCCACAGCUGGUGGUGGAAAAUCGUUCCACCUGGACAACCGUUCCUCCUCCACCAUCGCCAAUACCAAAAGCAAGUGCUCAGAUGAAGAAUCAGAAACAGCCAGCGAGGAGUCUGAAGUUAGUGGUUCAGAUGAAGAUGACACAUCUUGGAUUUCCUGGUUUUGCAACUUGAGAGGGAAUGAAUUCUUCUGCGAAGUUGAUGAUGAAUACAUUCAAGAUGAUUUCAAUCUUUGUGGAUUAAGCAGUCAAGUUCCUUACUUUGAUUACGCUCUCGAUCUAAUUCUAGAUGUGGAAUCCUCUCAUGGAGACAUGUUCACUGAAGAACAGAAUGAACUUGUUGAAUCAGCAGCAGAGAUGCUGUAUGGUUUGAUACAUGUCCGAUAUAUAUUAACAACCAAAGGAAUGUCUGCAAUGUUGGAGAAAUAUAAACAUUAUGAUUUUGGAAGGUGCCCGAGAGUUUAUUGCUGCGGGCAGCCUUGUCUUCCUGUUGGUCAAUCAGACAUUCCUCGGUCAAGCACUGUGAAAAUAUACUGCCCGAAAUGUGAAGACAUCUACUACCCUCGAUCCAAAUACCAAGGCAAUAUUGAUGGAGCUUAUUUUGGCACCACAUUCCCUCACUUUUUCUUGAUGACUCAUGGGCCCCUCAAGCCACAAAAGGCAACACAAUGCUACAUUCCAAGAGUCUUCGGCUUCAAGCUCCAUAAACCCUGAUUGUGGGACCCACUUAGUAGCCUCAAAGAGUCAAAGUAAAAUCUUAUUGAGAAGAAGUUCCAUGAAAUUGUCCAAUUUCAAGGUUAGUUGAAAUGCAAAUAUUAUUAUUAGAAAAAGAAAAAAAUGGAACUUUAUUUAUUUGGUGAUAUGGGGGGUUUGUUUAUGGCUCAUGUAUUUCUUGAGCAAAAACUUAGUCUUGAAAAAAAGUAAUUGAAAUUAUGGUGUUAACAUAUUAGUUUCAAGUCAACUUUUUUUUUUUGAAAAUUUGGUUUGGUGAUUUAUAUAUGGAAAUUCGCUUCGCCUUGUAGUUUUUAGUUUUAUUGAGGAAGAGGGCAUUUAUGUCCUUUGUACCUUUUUGAUUGGACAAAUGAAUUGCAAUUUUUGUCCUCUUGACACAAUGUUUUUGUUGUCAUAAUUCAUGAUCAUAUUAUCUAAUGUCAUAGGUGUUUUUACUUAAAGAAAGUGUUAAAAAUGAAAUUAGGAUAACUUUUUUUAGUUUAAACUAGGAACUAAUUUAGAGUAAACUAAUAAAGGUAAAACCCCCCACUUUGCAAGGGGACCCAACUUGUGUAAUUACGAAAGUGUAGGGAGCAAACCUGUAGAUAUACAGAAGACUUGUGGCCAAAGUGUAAAAACCAGAAAAGUUAAUCUGCAAAAUUUUCUAUUAGGUAGGGACUAUUUUUGUAAUUUUUUUAAAGGUAAUUUGCAAAUUUUAUGAACUUAUGGACAUUUUC